GCGUCAUAAAAAGUAUCGGAUCAGCAUUACACGUGAAUUGGUAUAGAUUCUAUGCGAACGGCCACUCGGUUGUUGAACUUGUAGAUGUGGUGUUCACCCCAUCUCUAUUCUUCUCCCUGUUUUCCUUAUUUCCUUUCUUUCUUUCCUCUGUAGUUUUUAUGAUUUCAAUAGGAAACGCCUCCAUCCCGCACGGUUUCGAACUCCGUAAAGAGGCAGUUUAUUCGAAACCACGGAAGAGCAAACAUGCCAAAAUACAAAAAUAUACGUGUUAUGUUGCGUGCUAUUGACGAAGCGGGACGAAAUUAUACUUUAACUCGUAAGAUUUAUCGUGAUUUAGUGCGGAACAAUGGGAGACGAUUACACCCCAACGAAAUUCCUGAUAGACGAGAUUUUGUGCGACUGGAUUAUCAAUUCGGGGAGCAGGAAAUCGUGAUGCAGCUUACUACAAGACGUAACGGAGCAGGUCGACCUCAAGUGCAUUGGCAGAAAGAAGAAAAAGUUAUAGCUCUCGCAAGAGCUUAUCCAGUGAUGGGGUUACGGAGCAUCGCGAGAAGAGUAGGAAUCUCGCACAUGACAGUGCGGCGUAUAAUACGCGAAGAAGGUCUGCGACCAUAUAAAAUUCGACGUGUCCAAGCCCUACGCCCUAAUGAUUAUGCCACACGGCGAGAAUUUUGUAACUGGAUGGUACAUAAACUGCGACACGAUCCACGCUUUUUGGAACGUGUCCUAUUCACGGAUGAGAGCAGCUUUUCGAAUAGCAACAUCCUCAAUCGGCAGAAUCCAAGGAUUUGGGCGUACCGCAACCCCCAUGCGAUGAUGGAGCAAUUUAAUCAAGGAAGAUUCACCGUUAAUGUCUGGGCAGGCAUCAUUGGCAACCAUAUUAUCGGCCCGAUCUAUUUGCCGACACGGUUAACCAGUGCAACAUAUCUUCAAUUUCUAAGAUCGAAACUCUUGAGUAAACUGCGGCACAUCAUUCCGCGAAGUCAACGUAAUUCAACCUAUUAUAUGCACGAUGGUGCUCCAUCGCACUCCAGUCGAAUGGUGCAAUAAUUUUUAAAUCAAAUGUUUGGAUCGCGGUGGAUAGGACGAAGACCUGCUCCCCAUGUGUGACCUCUCCAUUCACCGGAUUUGACACCACUGGAUUUCUUCCUCUGGGGAGCCGUGAAAGACAUCGUUUAUCGCUCAGGUGAGGAAAUUACAUCGGUCCCACAAUAGAAACGUCGGAUUGAAUAUGCAUUCAACCAAAUUAAAUCCACUCGUAACAUCGGCGAGAAGAUAUCAAGGAGUAUGGAGCAGCGUGUGCGUGCAUGUUUGUGCAAUCAUGGUGGUCACAUCGAAGCGAGCACGCAGGCACGGCUUCUGCGUACGAUUCGUUACAACGGUGCAAUCCUUUGGGUACGCAGAAGAAAUAGAAGGUAACAGCAUUAAGUAAGUGUGUUUGAA
Messenger RNA from Osmia lignaria (orchard mason bee), 1443 nucleotides. NCBI's taxonomy places the organism in Eukaryota, Metazoa, Arthropoda, Insecta, Hymenoptera, Megachilidae. The record is from RefSeq and is a predicted model, not a curated record.